Penicillium verhagenii is the source of this 330-nucleotide messenger RNA. RefSeq lists its product as uncharacterized. The transcript has a single exon. The record is from RefSeq and is a predicted model, not a curated record. NCBI's taxonomy places the organism in Eukaryota, Fungi, Ascomycota, Eurotiomycetes, Eurotiales, Aspergillaceae. The coding region runs from base 1 to 330 and encodes 109 amino acids.
AUGAGCAUUAUGUGGGCGUCGCAGUCUGGUACGGCUGUCGAGGCAGGAAAUAUUGUUCAUCCACCUCACGCGGAAGAAGCGACAGAGUCAGCUUCCUGCUGUCCCGUUACACGUGAAGGAAGCGACGGUCGCCCCAGCUCAAGUCAAAGUCCUCUGCGACAUGAUCGACCAAGACCAGGAAACGCCACACGAAGGCUCGCAAGAUAUAUCCCAUUAUUCCAAAAGUCCUCCAGAGCAACACGCAUGUUUGCUAAGUGCUUUGAGAAAGCUCUGUCCUUUUCACCGAGCACCAUCUGUGAUGACCUCUUCACCCGCCAAUGGAUUCGAUAA